Messenger RNA from Notolabrus celidotus (New Zealand spotty), 2670 nucleotides. RefSeq names its product arylsulfatase B-like. NCBI's taxonomy places the organism in Eukaryota, Metazoa, Chordata, Actinopteri, Labriformes, Labridae. The coding region runs from base 268 to 1827 and encodes 519 amino acids. The transcript has 8 exons. The record is from RefSeq and is a predicted model, not a curated record.
UGGCUGUCGCAGUUUGUGCAGUGUUUGUAAACACGGAAGUGACAGCCACAUGAGCCGAGAGGGUAACAUCUGUAAAUAUUGAAGUUCAGUCUUUGAUUAAAAGUCAUGCGUACAUGAAAUAGCCGACAUUAGACCUGCAGGUUUUAGUCCAGCCCUGUCUCUGUCAUGUUUCUGUAGUCUCACCGGUCCCUCCUCCCUCUAUCGGACUUCCUUCUUCACUAACUCAGAUCUUCUCAUGAGUCAGACUCUCAGACUUCAUCCUCGAACAUGGACCAAACACAGUCACUUUGUUCCUUUCUCACAGCUUUGUUCCUGCUCGGUUCCUCUGUAGUUUUAGGAGCCGAGCAGCCCAACAUUGUGUUCGUUCUGGCGGAUGACUUUGGAUGGUAUGAUGUCGGUUAUCACGAAUCCGACAUCAAGACACCAAACCUGGACAAACUGUCUGCAGGAGGAGUCCGCCUGGAGAACUACUACGUCCAGCCUCUGUGUACCCCCUCCAGGAACCAGCUCAUGACAGGCAGGUAUCAGAUUCACACAGGCAUGCAGCACCAGAUCAUCUGGCCCUGUCAGCCGUACUGUGUGCCUCUGGGGGAGAAACUGCUGCCCGAGCUGAUGAAGGAGGCCGGCUACAGCACACACAUGGUGGGCAAGUGGCACCUGGGCAUGUACAAGAAGGACUGCCUGCCCACUCGGAGAGGCUUUGACACUUACUUUGGCUACCUGUUGGGCAGUGAGGACUACUACCUUCAUAACCGCUGUGUAGACAUCCCUGCUAAGAGUCUGAAGCGCUGUGCGUUAGACCUGCGGGAUGAUGAAGAGGUUGCCACCGAAUACAAAGGAGUUUAUUCCACUGAGCUGCUCAGUCAGAAAGCCAUCAAUGUCAUUGAAGAACACAACUCUGAAAAGCCGUUCUUCCUUUAUGUGGCUCUUCAAGCGGUCCAUGCACCCUUGCAGGUGCCAGAACGCUACGUGACUCCCUACCGUUACAUCACAGACCCCAAUCGCAGGACGUAUGCAGGCAUGGUGUCCGCUAUGGAUGAGGCAGUAGGCAACAUAACCCAGACUCUGCAGGAGAAAGGACUUUGGAACAACACUGUCCUGGUGUUCUCGACAGAUAACGGAGGUCAGACACUUUGUGGUGGCAGCAACUGGCCACUGCGAGGGAGGAAGUGGUCACUGUGGGAAGGAGGGAUCCGGGGAGUCGGAUUUGUCGCCAGCCCGCUACUGAAACAACCCGGAACCGUCAGCCGCGAGCUCAUCCACGUCUCUGAUUGGCUGCCAACCCUUGUCGGCCUGGCUGGAGGGAAAAUCAACGGUACAAAACCGCUGGACGGAUUCAACGUGUGGAACACAAUCAGCAAAGGGCAUGCCUCCCCAAGACUGGAGCUGCUGCACAACAUUGACCCUCUUUAUAACGACAUCGCUCCAUGUCCUGGCGGAGCGCCUCAGUUAACUUUGGCUCAAGUGGACAACGGAGGCACCUGGGCCAAGGCUGGCUUCAAUGUGUCCAUUCACGCCGCCAUCCGAUCCUCAAACUGGAAGCUGCUGACUGGAUACCCAGGCUGUGCCGUCUGGUUCCCUCGUCCAGAAAGCAACAGCUUUGAUUCAGAGCCAUCCUGGGACGAUCCUCUGAACCCUGUGAUGCUGUUUGACAUCGAAAACGAUCCAGAGGAGAGAAAGGACGUGUCCGCUGACUACCCCUCAGUGGUGGAGUAUCUCCUCAGCCGGCUCAGUCACUACCAGAACAGUUCAGUGCCCAUAAACUACCCUGAUGAAGACCCCAAGUGUGACCCGGGCCCCAAUGGAGCCUGGGGACCCUGGGCUUAGAUCACAGUGACAACAGAGGAGCACUUUUGUCUGCACAGCGUUUACAGCAGGAAUCUCUUUUAAGGAGAAAUGAUGAGCGCUAUGAUGAUCAAAAUAUCAGCAACAUCAAAUUAAAGAUCCGUCUCAUUCCAUUUCAAAUCUGCAGAUUUGUAGGAAACAUAUUUUAUAUUUGAACAUGUGACUGGAUGGAUGUCUUGCAGCUUAAAUCGACAGAUGCUGCCGUUAUCGUUGAUCUCUGUGAGCUCUGUAAGCUGCACAUGUUGCUGAUUUGUUAAGACUUUCUCCCUGCUGUUUCAGGUAUUUGCACUUUAUUUAUCUGCUCUGGGAAGCCAUGGGCUACUUGUAUGUGUUAAACAGACAGCUGCAGAGAAAUGACACGCUGCGUUUAACCUGAGAGGAACAUUUUAUUUUAUAAAUCUGACUUUGGUGUCUUUUUAAGAUUUUUUAAAAGAUUGUACAGGGGAAGGAAACGCCAUAUUUAAUUUCUUCCAAUGGAUCAAACGGGUUUAAAGGUGUAACUGUUACUCAUAUUAUCACAUGUCUGAGCUUUACAGAGUUUUUUUUAGCAUUUUCCAGCUCAUUGUUUUACUUUCACAGGAAUCUGGAAUCCAAAUGAAUGCUGAAUGUGUGACUUUGCAACUAUCUGCAAACAUGACCACAACACAAUUGAUUACAUGUCUGUGUUGUUCAUUUUUAAGUAAAACAGAAUAAAUAAUGUGCUGAAUUUAGAUGCAUUAAAUCAUUUUGCACACAGGUUUUGCCAUCUCACUCUGCUUGACAGCUUCUACACCCUGAAGAAGCCAAACUCCUGUGAAUGUUUAUUAAACAGACUCUAAAUCAGGA